Molecule: messenger RNA, 3979 nt
Organism: Epinephelus lanceolatus (giant grouper)
Lineage: Eukaryota; Metazoa; Chordata; Actinopteri; Perciformes; Serranidae
Source: RefSeq, a predicted model, not a curated record
AUGAACUCAACAGAUGAGCAGUUUCGCUGGAACGCUCAAGCGGAUGGACAGAAGGACAUCGAGGACGAGUUGACCACUGGUUUGGAGUUGGUGGAUUCCUGCAUUCGUUCCCUCCAGGAAUCAGGAAUACUUGACAGUGGAGAACGACCGGCUCUUCUUUCCCAGAGUUCCUUGCAGCUCAACUCCACCCCGGAGGCUUCGCUCCAGUACUCUGCCAGCUACCAUAGCAACCAGACCCUCGCCCUUAGCGACAGCAUCUCCGCAGCAACUCCUCAGCGCAGCGGGCAGGUUGGAGGAGCCGUGCACAGCUACAACCAGGUGACAUCUACUCGUGCAGCCCAGCAGCAACAAUCACAAACUGGGGCAGGGUCAGGUAUCUACUACUCCAGCUCCACCUUACCCAGCCAGCGUGUCAGUUCCCCUCUCUCUGGAGGAGGAGGAGGCUCGGGAUCCAGUUCCCCGGGUAAACUCCAACGCCUGGGAUCAGCCUCUGACACACCGGGGUACUCGACUACUCAGCGCCUGCCAUCCUCCUCCUCCUCUCCCAGCAAACAGUCUCCUGCUAAUCGACUGGCCAAGUCAUACAGCACCACAGUUGCUGUGACAACAGCAGGAGGGGGCGGGUCUCCCCUGAGAGUCGCAUCUCCACCCAACUCUACAGCGGCAGGGGGAGGGGCCAGCUCAUCAUCGUCCCCUCUUCACCAGAUGAGUUCAGGCAUAGGGAGCUAUGCCACUCUGUCUCCCAAACGACUGGCAGCUCACCACGCUUCUGACCAGUACAAGAUCUCCCACGAGCUCUACGCCACUGCUACACUUCAGAGGCCUGGCAGUCUGGCAGGCUCUCGUGGCUCCUACAGUAGUCAGCACAGUCAGGAGCCCCUUCGGCCCUUGGGGUCCCCAGAGCACCACAUAGAUCCCAUCUAUGAAGAGCGUGUCUACCACAACAAGGGCCCCAUGAGGAGCCUUAGCCAGAGCCAGGGGCCAGACACAGGCCCUUAUCGCAACAACACCGACCUCACCCAGCGUGUCCAUGACCAGGUCCUAAGUUAUGUCCUCUGUCCCUACUUUCCCACCAUAGCUCCCUCCUCCCCUGGUGUCGACUCCGCCCCUUUGCAGCGCACAGGAAGCCAUGGCACAGGUACAGGAAACUACAGCCGUGGUGGCACCAACAACUACGCAACAGUGGGACCAGGCUACACCUCAAGCGGAGGUGGCGGGGACGUGUAUGGCUCAGACCCCUAUGUGGCGGACCCCUACCGCACCUUGCAGUACUGCCCCUCGGUGGUGGAAUCGCCCUACAGCAAAUCUGGACCAGCCCUGCCGCCUGAAGGCAGCCUGCAGCGCUCGCCUUCUAUCGACUCUAUUCAGAAAGACCCCAGAGAGUUUGGUUGGAGAGAUCCGGAGCUGCCAGAGGUGAUCCAGAUGUUGCAGCACCAGUUCCCAUCGGUGCAGUCCAACGCUGCAGCCUACCUUCAGCAUCUCUGCUUCGGAGACAACAAUAUCAAAGCCGAGAUCCGCAGACAGGGAGGCAUCCAGCUGCUGGUCGACCUGCUGGACCACAGGAUGAGCGAGGUUCAUCGCAGCGCCUGCGGAGCCCUGAGGAACCUGGUGUACGGCAAGGCCAACGAUGAGAACAAAGUGGCCCUGAAGAACUGCGGGGGGAUUCCUGCUUUGGUCCGUCUGCUGAGGAAGACUGGAGAUGUGGAAAUCAGAGAGCUGGUCACGGGCGUGCUGUGGAACCUGUCGUCAUGUGAUGCUCUGAAGAUGCCGAUCAUCCAGGACGCCCUGGCCGUCCUCACCAACAGCGUCAUCAUACCCCACUCUAACUGGGACUCCUCCCCCAAUCACCAUGACGACCGCAAGCUCCAUCUUCAUACCUCGCAGGUGCUGCGCAACGCUACAGGCUGCCUCAGGAAUGUAAGCUCCGCAGGUGAGGAGGCGAGACGAAGGAUGAGGGAGUGUGAUGGCCUGACAGAUGCUCUGCUCUACGUCAUCCAGACCUCUCUGGGCAGCGGCGAGAUCGACAGCAAGACUGUAGAGAACUGUGUUUGCAUCCUGAGGAACCUGUCGUACCGCUUGGCAGCCGAGACGUCCCACGGCCAGCAGGGGGGGCUGGAGGAGCUGGAUGGUCUGCUCUGUGAUGCCAAUGGCCGUGACGGAGAGAGCUCUGGCUGCUGGGGCAAGAAGAAGAAGAAAAAGAAGGGAGCUGAUCAGUGGGAUGGCGUGGGCCCCUUCCCGGACACAGCCGAGCCCCCCAAAGGGGUUCAGAUGCUGUGGCACCCCACCAUCGUUAAGCCCUACCUCACCCUGCUGUCUGAAUGCUCCAACCCGGACACCCUGGAGGGAGCAGCCGGGGCUCUGCAGAACCUGGCUGCAGGCAGCUGGAAGUGGUCGGUGUACAUCCGGGCUGCUGUGCGUAAGGAGAAGGGCCUUCCCAUCCUGGUGGAGUUACUGAGGAUAGACAACGACAAGGUGGUGUGUGCCGUGGCCACCGCUCUCAGAAAUAUGGCCCUGGACAUCAGGAACAAGGAGCUCAUUGGUAAAUAUGCCAUGAGAGAUUUGAUCCAUCGGUUACCAGGCAGUAGCAGCAGCAGCAACAAUAACGCCACCAGCAGUGGGACCUCCGGGACCACAGGCCCUGCCAGCAAGGCCAUGUCAGAUGAUACGGUAACUGCCAUCUGCUGCGCACUGCACGAAGUCAUCACCAAGAACAUGGAGAACGCCAAAGCCCUGCGUGAUGCUGGCGGCAUAGAAAAACUCAUCGGUAUCGCCCGCAGCAAAGGAGACAAACACUCGGCAAAGGUGGUGAAGGCAGCCUCUCAGGUCCUCAGCAGUAUGUGGCAGUACAGAGACCUGCGCUCCCUCUACAAGAAGGAUGGUUACUCCCAGUAUCACUUUGUGGGCUCUGCCUCAACGAUAGAGAGAGACAGACAGAGGCCCUACUCCUCCUCACGAACUCCCUCCGUGUCCCCUGUCAGGACGUCCCCAAAUAACCGCUCUGCGAGCGCUCCAGCCUCCCCCAGAGAGAUGAUGAGUCUGAAGGAACGCAAGAUGGACUACGAUUCCACGGCAACCAACGCUGGUUUCCAUAGCAACAAAGGAGAGCACACAUCCCGGAAAGACGGCAUGGCAGUUCAAGUAUCCUGCGGGACAUCUACGUUGUUCCGAAACUCUUACCUGACUGCCAGCGAUGACAUUAAGCAAAACCAGGCUCCGGCCCAGCCCUGCGUCGUGCCUCCCCAGCCCCAGCAGGACAGCCCGCCAGCAGCCGUGCUAAAAGAUUACGACCCCUACCCUCCCCCUCCUUCCUUCCCCCAGCCUCAGCCGCCGCAGCCUCCACCUCACAGCCAGAGUCGGAGCUUCAACGAGGUCUACUACGAGGACCAGGGGCCUCCGCCUCCUCCGUCUCAGCCACAGCCGCAGGUCCAGGCGCAGGCCCAGCCUCAGGCCCAACCCCAGCAGCCUCCGAGCUCCACCGGACCGCCCCGAGACCCACGGGAAGACCUGCGCAUGCAUCUGGGCCUCAAAUCCACGGGGAACUACGUAGACUUCUACUCGGCCUCUCGGCCGUACAGCGAACUGAACUACGAGACCAGCCACUACCCGGCCUCGCCUGACUCCUGGGUCUAGUUAGACUAUGAUGAUGGGGGGGCAAGAGAGAGUCUGAGUGUGCGUGUGUGAAAGGGAUUAUUUUUGCAAGCGAUCAACAGCAGAUUAACACAAGGUGACAGCAAGUGGCAUGUUGAAACCGGGUCUUGUAGCCAGUGGCAGGAAAUUUGUGUUCUCUAAAAUAAGGGGGAAGCUAGACGGGGUUAAGAAAUGAAGUCAGGUCGAGUGACAAAGAGAGACUGUGCAUGUGCAUGCGGACAUUUUCCUUUUCUUUCUUUUUUUUUCAAACCACUUUAUUUCUUCAAAGUCAGCUCCAUUGCACCGGUGAGUGGAUAAGGAGGAAGUAGAUAUGAAGAAGUGUGUUUGAAAG